Corapipo altera (White-ruffed manakin) is the source of this 2327-nucleotide messenger RNA. It is a transcript of the gene IL2RG, whose product is annotated as interleukin 2 receptor subunit gamma. Gene Ontology annotation, cellular component: external side of plasma membrane; membrane. Gene Ontology annotation, biological process: cytokine-mediated signaling pathway. Lineage: Eukaryota; Metazoa; Chordata; Aves; Passeriformes; Pipridae. Bases 184 to 1587 code for a protein of 467 amino acids. The record is from RefSeq and is a predicted model, not a curated record. The transcript has 7 exons. Gene Ontology annotation, molecular function: cytokine receptor activity; protein binding.
GCCUGGCACAGUGCAGCAGAAGGAGGGGGCAGAGGAGCCAGCAUGAGUUUCCUGCAGAGAUGGAGCCUCAGGGGCUCAGCCUGUGGUGGAGGGGCUGUGGUGGGAAGCAGCCCAGCACAGCCUUGAUCGCCCAGACACAGAGACACAUGAGCACCUGCAAGCACCCAAAAGGGUAACAGUGAGAUGAAUUUAGCCAGGAUGGAGACACCAGGCACAAAUACUGAAAAAAACCCCCUGAUUUUCUCAUGGGACAAACAAAAUGGGUUGGCAGAGAGGGAUUUGUAUCCUGCCCCACACCGAGGAGCUGCAAACAGCAGCUGUGGGGUGACUAAGGGGAGUAGAUGGAGGACUCAGGGUGAAACACCACAUCCACAGCAUGAAAAGCCAACAACACAGAUGUGGGAGAGACAGCAGUCCUUUAGAGGAAGAUGUGGGGCUGCUGGCAGCCCAGGCAUCACCAACACAGCUAUGCCAGAAAGAGAUGGGCUUGUUUGGCUCAGAUGGAGAGAGGCUCAUAGGGAUAUGCAGGGACCUUGGCAUGUGCCGUGUCUCCCUGGUGCACCCCUGGGCCCUGGCACAGCCUCCCACCACCACGAUGCCCAGCAGUGUCUGUCAUUUGCAGAGGUGGAGUGUGUCAUCUUCAACGAGAAGUACAUGAACUGCACGUGGGGAAGCAGAGAGACACUCAAGGCCAACUACUCCCUCUACUACUGGUACAGGAACACAUCCAACAAGGUGGAGUGCAAGCAUUACCUGCAGGACCAGGACAUCAGAGUCGGCUGCCACUUCAAACAGAACGAGAUCAUCCAGUUCCAGCCUUUCCACGUCCUUCUCAAAGGCAGCAUGGGCGGCAGCACCCUGGAGAUCAGCAAGCGCAUGGAGCUGCAGGACCUGGUGAAACCAGACGCGCCCGUCAACCUGACCAUCCACAACAUGAGCAACAACCAGCUGCAGCUGACCUGGGCCACCACAUACCCCAAAGCCAAGUGCCUGGAGCAUGCCGUGAAGUACAAGAGCAACAAGGACACCGACUGGAUGGAGAUCUCGGUGAAUGGAGAUGUCUUCUCCUUACCCAGCGUGGACUACAAGAAGUUCUACACCUUCUAUGUGCGCAGCAAGGUCAACAAAUACUGCGGCAGGACCCAGCUCUGGAGCGAGUGGAGCGUUCCCGUGGUCUGGGGCAGCAGCUCCACCAGCAAGGGCACAGUCCACUGGUUCUGGAUCCACACGGUCUUGAUCCCCAUUGCCUCCUGCCUGAUCUUGCUGGGCCUUGUCAUCCUGCUGGUGCGCAUGGAAAGGGUAUGGGUCAUCCUAAUGCCCCGAAUUCCCAAUCCCAGCAAGAAUUUCGAUGAGCUCUUCAUCACCCACAACGGCAACUUCCAGGAAUGGGCCGGAGUCCCCAAGGACGUUGUGGAGAGCUUCAAGCCCAACUACAGCGAGAACAUCUGCUAUGUGAGUGAGCUGCCACCCAAGGACAGCUACGAGCCCCUCUGGGAGAGCAGCAACCCCCCACCAUCUGUGAUGCCUUCAGCCUCACCUGCCCCCAGCGAGCACAGCCCCUACAAGAACAGCUACGGGAGAGUGUGACACACUCCUGCACCCCCCACGCUCCACAGCUUUGCUGCCAAAACCUCACUGCUCUGCAGGCCCUGCUCCCUGCUCCUGCCAUGCCUCCCCCAGCUGCUCCUGGCCACAGCUGCUUCCUGCCAUGGCCACACUCAGCCCCCCAUGACACAGGGGCUUCACUGCACUGCAGGUGCUGGGGGAGCACAGUGUGCUGGGUGCCCUGGGGGCUGCACUGGGGACACUGGUGGUGCACUGGUGCCCACAAGCACACCCAGGGACAUGUCCUGGCAAGCAGGCAGGGGCCACUGGCAAACUGAUGGGGACAUGGGGGAUGAGGAGUGCCAGGGAGACCAAGAGUGGAAAAAUAAUGGAAGACACCUGAAGAGGAUUGUAAACAUGUUCAAGUGACUUGCAGCUGGGUGUGGAAAAACAUAUAUACCAUACUCUUAGUUGUUUAACCUUGUGUGUUUGGCAAGUAGAACUUCUGUGUUUAGAUAACACAGGCCUGUAAUAGACUUAGUGGCACCUUAUUUAAGAUGCUUGAGAUUCCUGCCCUGCUAUGGGAAAGAUCAAAUCACAGUGGUAAGCCAGGACUGCACAAAUCCUUGAUAAACAGGCAAAAACAGCAGGUUCAGUGAUUCUCCAGCACAGGCCAAGCUCCACAGUAUCUGCAUCCCUGCUUGUCUGCCUCUGCCCAGGUGCUGCUUGGGGGAUCCUCCAGUCCUCGAGAUAAUGAAAAUAAAUUUCCUCUUUGCCUUUCA